AUGACAAGACAAAGGUGGGAAUACCGUUCUCUGGACCAGCUGUUUGCUGGCAUGAUCCUGGCAUCUAUCGGACUAUCGUUCGUCCAGAGCAAUGAGUGUCCCCAGCUGUGUGUGUGUGAGAUCCGACCCUGGUUUACGCCUCAGUCCACCUACAGAGAAGCAAUUACAGUGGAUUGCAAUGACCUGCGCCUAACCCGCAUUCCAGGGAACCUCUCCAGCGACACACAGGUUCUCCUCCUGCAGAGCAACUACAUUGCAAGGACCAGCGAGGAGCUGGAGCAACUUUUUAACCUGACUGAGUUAGAUCUGUCUCAGAACAACUUCAGUAACAUACGGGACAUUGGCCUGGCCAACAUGUCUCAGCUCACAACCCUGCACCUGGAGGAGAACCAGAUCACAGAAAUGCCUGACUACUGCCUACAGGACCUCAGCAAUUUGCAGGAACUCUAUAUCAACCAUAAUCAGAUUAACAUUAUCUCUGCCAAUGCCUUCUCUGGGCUAAACAACCUGCUCAGGCUUCACCUGAACUCUAAUAAGCUCAAGGCCAUCAAUAGCCGCUGGUUUGAGUCCACACCAAACCUAGAGAUCCUCAUGAUUGGUGAGAACCCUGUUGUUGGAAUAAUGGACUUUAACUUCAAGCCUCUUGGUAACCUGAGAAGUUUAGUUUUAGCGGGAAUGGACUUAACAGAUAUCCCUGGAAAUGCCUUUGUGGGACUUGACAAUCUAGAGAGCCUCUCUUUCUAUGACAACAAACUGGUCAGAGUUCCUCAGAAAGCCCUGCAGAAACUACCUAACCUUAAGUUCCUGGACUUGAACAAAAAUCCAGUACACAAAAUCCAGGGAGGAGAUUUCAAGAACAUGCUGAGACUUAAAGAGUUGGGGAUAAAUAAUAUGGGGGAGCUGGUCUCCAUUGACCAGUAUGCUUUGGACAACCUUCCUGAGCUUACCAAACUGGAGGCUACAAAUAAUCCCAAAUUCUCCUAUGUCAACCACCAGGCCUUCCGUGAUGUCCCUGCCUUGGAGAGCCUUAUGCUGAACAACAAUGCCCUGAAUGCCCUUUAUCAGUCCACAGUGGAAACUCUGCCCAAUCUACGUGAGAUCAGUGUCCACAGUAACCCGCUUCGCUGUGAUUGUGUUAUCAAAUGGAUGAACUCCAAUAAAACAACUAUCCGCUUUAUGGAACCACUUUCUAUGCUUUGUGCCAUGCCAACAGAGGUCAGGGGUCAGCAUGUGAGGGAGGUACUGAGGAGGGACUCAGUGGACCAAUGUCUGCCUAUGAUUUCCCAUGACUCUUUCCCCAGUCACCUCAAUCUGGAAAUUGGCAUGACUGUGGACUUGGACUGCAGAGCCAUGUCGCAGCCUGAGCCUGAGAUCUACUGGGUGACGCCCAUGGGGAGCAGGGUGAUGAUGGAUACCCUCUCUAACAAAUACAGCCUCAGCAGUGAGGGAACAUUAAGGAUCUCUAACAUCCAGGUGGAGGACUCAGGCAGAUACACUUGUGUGGCUCAGAAUUCAGAGGGAGCUGACACAAGAGUGACAGCCAUGCGAGUGAAUGGGACCCUCCUAGAUAGCACCCAGCUUUUGAAGCUCUAUGUAAAGUAUGCAGAGUCCCACUCAAUAUUGGUCUCCUGGAAAGUUAACUCUAACGUAAUGACCUCCAACCUGAAGUGGUCAUCUGCCACCAUGAAAAUAGACAACCCACAUAUCACUUACACUGCCAGGGUACCUGUAGACGUCCAUGAAUACAAUCUCACAUACUUACAGCCGGAAACAAAAUAUGAGGUCUGUCUUACUGUCUCCAACAUCCACCAACAGACACAGAAGUCAUGUGUGAAUGUUACUACAAAGCAAGCCACAUUUGCUGUGGAAAUAUCUGACCAAGGGACUAAUACUGCUCUUGCAGCAAUUAUGGGAACAAUGUUUGCAAUUGUCAGCCUGGCCUCUUUGGGUGUAUACAUUUCCAAGAGGUGGAAGAAGAAAAAUUAUCAUCACUCGCUGAAAAAAUACAUGCAGAAAACCUCAUCCAUCCCACUAAAUGAGUUGUACCCUCCCCUGAUCAACCUGUGGGAGGCAGAUAGUGAGAAAGAUAAAGAGGGAUCCUCAGAUACCAAACCUAGCCAGGUGGACACUACACGUAGCUAUUACAUGUGGUGA
Lampris incognitus (smalleye Pacific opah) is the source of this 2154-nucleotide messenger RNA. It is a transcript of the gene lrrn1, whose product is annotated as leucine rich repeat neuronal 1. Lineage: Eukaryota; Metazoa; Chordata; Actinopteri; Lampriformes; Lampridae. Gene Ontology annotation, cellular component: extracellular matrix. The transcript has a single exon. The record is from RefSeq and is a predicted model, not a curated record. Bases 1 to 2154 code for a protein of 717 amino acids. Gene Ontology annotation, molecular function: protein binding.